AAGUAUUUUUUUCAUCAUAUGCUAGAAAAUCAACAAUAAAAUGUUAAUUAAAAUCAGAAAAUGAACACUUCAGUAGGGUCUACCCUACCUCGAAGACCAGCUAGUAGCAAACCCUAUAUCAGUAACUUCAGACAGGCAAUCAAUCAAGAUGCUGUUAUUGCCCGAUAUCUUGAAGAAUUUGCAAAAAAAGGAAAAAGCGAUAAAAAAAUAAACAGUGAUAAAUCUGUGUUAUUUAUGAAUUCUCCUUAUGCUGCUCCAUCUCAUACAGACAAUGAACUUUUUAAAGGCAACAAAAAAUAUGCACCGAAUCCACCAAAGAAAGGAAGACCUAUAUCUGCACCAGUUUAUAAAAUUGGAACUGGAAAUUGGAAUGCAUUUGAUGAUAGUCCUUCUUCAAUGGCUUCGUCGAUGAACUCAAAUGUGUCUUCAUUGCUCAAAACACCUUUAUAUAAACGACCACGGCCAACUCUGUGCGUCCAAGCUGCAGUUAAUGGUUCUCAGAAGUUUUUUAGAGUCACUGCUCCCAAUUUAUCAAAAUUAUUUAUGGAGUGCACUCGUAAACUAUGUUUGCCAUCUUCUGCUCGUAAACUUUUUUUAUCAGAUGGAACUCUUGUUGUUCAUGAAAGUCAGUUAACAAAAGAUUGCGAGGUUUUUGUUUCAACUGGAGAACCUUUUAAAGAUUUGUAUUUAAGUCUACAAGAACGUGAAAAGCUUAGAAAAGCAUCUUUUUGGACAGUUAAUGGCAUCUUUCUUCCUAAUUCUUCAGUUAAUAAUAAAACAAAACACACAUCAUUAUCAGCACGGAUGAAAGAUAUUGCUGACUUCCAAAAACGUAGAGUUUUAGUUUUUAAAAAUGGAUUAAGUUCAAAUGGUGCUGAAAUAGUUACAAAUACUAUGGAUGAUUUUUUAGAUAUGUGUACUACAAGGUUGGGAUUGACUUCUGGUGCAAGAUACUUAUUUAAUUGGAAUGGAGAAUUAGUUGAAGAUUUAUCACAAGUUCCAUCUUUACCAAAAAUAUUGCAACCAACAUCAGGAAUAGUUUUAGGACCUAUAUGGGUGACUAAAGGUGAAAUGUUUAGUGCAAAAGGCCCCCUUGAUUUUAUGUCUUUAAUGGUAGCAAAUACAAGAGAAAGGUUAUCGUUAUCAAAAGGACUAAUGGAAGAUUGUGCUGAAAUUUUACAUGACGAGUGUUGUCGUGGAUUUGUAAAUCAAGAAGUUGAAAAACAACUCAAAGAGGAGGUUGAAGUUGUUGAAGAGUUAGAGAGAGUUCUUCAAAUGUUACUACAAAUAUUAGCCACAAUAAAAACUCUGCAUGCAGAAGAAAGUGAGGUUUCUCCAUCAGCUCAUAAAUUUCAGCACAUUUCUGAAAUAAGUUCAGAUAACCGUUUAAUAAAUGGUUUGCAAUGUUUCAGAAUAUUUAUUUAUCCUAAUGGUCAAAAGUGUGAAGAAAAGCUUGUAGUAAAUAUUCGCGAAUUAUUAAAAGGUACAAAGACAAAAGCUGAAGAAAUGCAGCGAUUUUUUGAUUUUGUUAACAGCAACUCAAAUGUUAUAAAAAUGUUUGAAAUGGACAUUCGUAUGGUGUCAGUGAAGCGGGCUUUUCUCAUUGGCGGAGAAGAAAUUACAUCUUUGAGUAUGUUAUCACAAGAUGCAAAAAUUUGGUUAACUUUAGGAGAAGAUUUUAUUCCAAUUCAGUAUUCAAUACUAUCAAUAUCCCCUGAAAAAGUGAUUUUUAAAAACCUAUGGGGAAUGAAUAAAAUACUUCAAAAAGAAGAUUGGACCGGAAACAGCUUUACAAAACCUAAAUUUUGGCAAGUUUUACCAUCAAUCCCUGACCAAUGUCAAAUUGAAGAUGUCGAACUUUCUUCAUUCGAUGAAAAAUUAGCUUUUUUGAAAAAAUCAUAUGAAACUAGAAUUAGGGAAAAAAAUACGUUCUUACAAUUUAAAAAAGAUUCAUCGUUGGUUUUGUAUCCACAGUUAAAAUUAUUGGUUAAAGGUUUAAACCAUGAAAUCAAUAUGUGGGGAGAAAAAAUUGACCAAUGGUUUAUAACAAAGGAUGGGCACAUUUGUAACAGAAGUUUUUCAAACCUUUUGCUAGGAAUCUCAGAUAACAGUAUUUGUUUUUUGUUAAAUGAUAAAGAAGACUCAGAAAUGCUAGAUGGAGCUGCUGUUAUGUUAUUUGAAAAAUCUAGUAAUAUGCACAUGAAAUGGACAUUUACAAAAGAUGGCUACAUCCAAUCUUUAGAAAAUCCGGGGUAUGUUUUAACUGCAGUCAAUGGUUUUGAAUUGGAACAAAACUCAUGUGAUAGCGACCAAUCAAAUCCUGUUAUAAGUUGGGAAAUUAAUAACUACAAUCAAAAUAUAGUAGUAAUGGAAAAAAAUAAUCUUCAGAAAAGUAAUCUAAAUAAUUCUAUAGAUGAACUUCCUGACCAUUAUGAUGGAGAUGAUAAAAUAGAGAUGAAUAAAACAAUAUUUAUAAGCAAAAGAUAUGAUGGAGAAAAGAUCACUCUUGUUGUUUUGCCAAGAUUUCCUGUUCAUCAUUUUCUUGCUUCUAAACAAAGAUGGGCUAUAAAGAAUGAACAAACUCAAGAGUUGGGGAAAUUAAGUAAAAAGUGGGAACGUCAAAAUCUUUGUUGGCCAGUUAAUGAAUCAGAAGAAUAUAUUGCAGAUGUAUUAGAAGGUUUUCUUGUGUAUGAUGUUCCACAACUACGAUGGAAGAGUUUUGAGAAAAAGAAUGAUCUGUUCAGAGUUGCAACUCGAACUGUGAAACCCAUAAAAAUUCAGUUGUUGCGCAACGGUGAAGAAAAAUCUCAAGCAGUAUCUGUUUUUUGUCCUGAAGCCAGAAUUGGUAAGUCAAAUCAGUCGUUCCAGAAAGGAAACGGGUUUUCGGGAAUUUUAAAUAUUGGUUUUACCAAGUUUCUUGAACGAUGUACAGAAGUUCUGAAUCUACCUUCUGCAGCAAGACGAUUGUUUUCAUCUGAGGGAAUAGAAAUUUUUUCAUUGUCUAACUUAAAUGAAGAUGAUUUAGUUUAUGUUUCAUGUGGUGAAGUAUGGAUUAAACCAUCACAUGAAGAAGAAAUGACACUUGCCAGUCUGAUUUCUGAUGUUAACAAAGUUCGUCAGUUUUCAUUGUUUCGACAGCAAAAUGGUUUAAUUGUAUCUGCACCUAAUGAUAUGUCUAAAUACACAAGUUUGCAUUUAAUAGAGGAACCUUCUGUGAAACCAGAUGAAAACAAAAUUGAGUUCCAAAAUAAGGUAGAAGAUGAAAAGCAGUAUAACGUAUGUCUUUACAAAUGGGUGUAUGCUGAUGAAUUCAUUCAUUUGAAGGAAAAUCCAAAUUAUGUUAUUAAUAUUUAUAACAACCAGACUACUGCAAAUGAAGAUCUUGUUAUUUGUAAGCGUCAGAUUGAUAUCCCUACUCAAAGAUGGACUUUAGAAAUGGAUGGAUCAAUUCAUUCUAAAGCUAAUCCACAGUUAGUUAUGGCAGUGUGCAUGCCCGUAGUUAAAAAUGACAAUUAUAAAAAUGUUUUCAAAGAUGCGCGACUUAUAGUUACUAAUAAAAAAAUUUUAGUUAAUGGAAAUUCAAAUCAACUUUUUAAGAUUGAUGAAAUUUCGGGGUUUAUGAAAGCUUUUGCAGCUGAUCAAGUUAAUAUUGAAGUGACUGCUUCCAAUAAAACAGGUGUUUGCACAUUUGCGGUAUUUGGUGAAAACAAAAUUAUUCAACCAGGUUUUGUUUGGAAAAAGCAAAAGCGUGAUGGUUCUAUAAAAAAGAUAUUGCUUUGUGAGAGUUGUGGAAUUGUUGUUCGUGGAAGCAAAAAGUUAGAAGCAAUUAAUGGUUUUGUAGAAUUUUCCUGUGCUAUUGGAAAUGCAAAAAAAAAUAAAAUAAAAAUUAAGGGAUCAUUUUUAUGUUUAAACAAUCGAAUUGAUCUUUCUCCUCCGCAACUUGAAUCAACAUUAUUUUUAUGUGAAAAACUUCUUGAACUUCGACAAGAUGCUGGUACUUGUAAAACUGUUAAUAAAGUAAUACCAAGUAAUCCUGCAGUAAGGAUUCUUGCUCACAAAAAUGGCUGCAAUGAUGAUGGGGUUCUAGUUAUCGGAAAUUCUAUUCAACAGUUAUUAGAUCAAUGCACUUCCAAACUAAAUCUUUCACAAUCAGCUCGUCUCCUCUUUCUUAUGAAUGGUGAAUUAGUAACUAAUAUGAAUCAAAUUCUGAAGCCAUACUACCCAGAGUUAACUUAUAUUAAGCAAGGCUUUCUUCAGAUUUUGAAUGAAGAAAAUAAUGAUAUUGAACGACUUGAUGUUAGAAUUCCAGUUGAUGUUUGGGUUUCAGUUGGAGAAUCCUACAUACCUCUUCAAGACCCUGAAAAGUCUGAAAGGUUUAUUUCAACAUCAAAACAAUUAGCAAAGUUGCAAAUGAUUAAUGAUUUGCAAGUUAAAAAGCAUAAACUUCGUCACAGUAAAGCUCGUCGAUUAUUAGAGCUUUCGUCAGAAACAAGCAUUAAACCAGUUAUCAUCAAAUCAAUUGAAGAACCACCAAAAGAAAUUGACCAAUCAAUCAGUCAGCUCCAAAAGCAUUUGAAUGAUGUGAAGUUGCAAGAAAGAAAUAUUACAAGUGACUUACUUAAAAAAUCUAACAAAAAUUUGUACACUAUGCCCCAAGCACUAAAAUUAUUUGUUUUUCUGAAUGGUGAAGAUCCUAAUAUCACUAGUGUUGUUUUUGCUAGAACAUUUCAGGAGCUUCUAUCUAUUGCAACAACUAAAUUAAAUCUUCCAAGUUGUGCAAGAAGAGUCUUUUCCAAAGAAGGAGAUGAGAUCUUUUCUAUGGACAGCUUAGUUCGUAACCAAACUAUAUGCAUCAGUUGUGGUAAUAGGUUUCUAAACCAAGAUGAGAAAAAAAAUUUGAUUGAUUUAAAAGCAAAAUGGUCUCGUUCACAAAAGAAAAUGUUUUUGGAAGAAACUGAAAAUGAAAGGGGUAUAGCAGAAAAUGAAAGUGUUAAGAGAAUAAAAAGUAAAAAAAAUGUAAAAAAGGUUUUAAAAGACUAUGGAGAUGAUGAAGACUGUACAAAUAAAGGCGACGAUGAAGAGAAUCAAGAUAAUGAGGAAGAUGAAACAAUUUUAAUGACUUCAGAAGAUUUCAGUACUAACAUUGAUGACAGUGAAAGUAUUGCAAAUGAAGCCACAAAAAACCAAUCAAAACUUCCCUCAAGUAUUAGAUUUGGAUUAUCUUUAAGAGUUUACUAAAGAUUUUUAGCUACUGAAGAGUUUACUAAAGAUUUUCAGCUAUUGAAGAGUUUACUAAACAGAGUUUUUUAGUUUAAAACCAAAGAGUUUACAUAAAAAUGAGAAUUUAAAAGAAAAUCAAAAGUGGGUUCGAUUACUUAAAAAAAAGAAACAACAAAAUUGCUAAAAUAAAAUUGAAUUAUUAAAACGAAUCAAAAACGAAAUAAUCAAACUUUUAAAACGUAAUAAUGUUCAAUUGAUCUGACAAAUGUAUAUUAUGGCAAAUGGAUAGAUUUAUAUUUAUGUUUUCUUUUGUAUAUAAAUUUUUAAUUAGAUGAUAAUUUAUAAAACUUUUUUACUU
Hydra vulgaris (swiftwater hydra) is the source of this 5578-nucleotide messenger RNA. RefSeq names its product doublecortin domain-containing protein 1. Gene Ontology annotation, cellular component: midbody. The record is from RefSeq and is a predicted model, not a curated record. Gene Ontology annotation, biological process: regulation of mitotic cytokinesis; intracellular signal transduction. Gene Ontology annotation, molecular function: microtubule binding. NCBI's taxonomy places the organism in Eukaryota, Metazoa, Cnidaria, Hydrozoa, Anthoathecata, Hydridae.